AUGUACUUCGCCGAGAAUCGAUUUCGCCUCAUCUUCGAAGAUUACGAUAGCUCCGUGUAUACUGCCCUACUGAAAGUAUUGAAGAGCCACGGCAUUGAAAUGCGGGAACACGUCAAAGUAUCUAUACGCGGCGAUCCGAAUUGGGACAAUCUAAGCCGAUGGCUAUACCUUCUGAGCACGCACAAAUGCAAGGCGCCCGAACGCUAUGAAGACUAUGGGCAAAUGGAGUACGACAGCUACGACAAGUUACAGAUGGUAUUCCACUGCGCUCAGAAGGGCUGGCGUGACAUGGACUGGAGAGCUUUCCAGUUCCCUCUGCAGCUGUUCCGCAUUAUACUUGCCAGUUCGGACCGCCGAUGGCUGCCAGCGGAUCAAACGUUCCGCGAUGCGCGUGAUCUGUUCAUACGCACCGAUCUGACUGCUGGCCUGGAGAACAUGCGCGAACAGAUUGAUCGAGCAGAUCCUCGGAUUCACAGAUACAGGCCCCGAAAUAUGGAAUGA
Lecanosticta acicola is the source of this 501-nucleotide messenger RNA. The record is from the annotation of a GenBank genome assembly. NCBI's taxonomy places the organism in Eukaryota, Fungi, Ascomycota, Dothideomycetes, Mycosphaerellales, Mycosphaerellaceae.